AUGGCGACGUUUGUGAUGCAAUCCUUGGGCUGCGAUGUGUCUGCAAUCAACACGGUGCACUACAGCAAUCAUACCGCAUACAAGCAGGUUAAAGGCACGAAGACGUCCGCCGAGGAGAUGCUCAACCUAUACGAAGGUCUUCGCCAAUCGAAUCUGACAAACUUCGACGUACUAUUGACCGGUUACGUACCGAGCGCCGAAGCCGUGCAAGCUAUAGGGAAGAUUGGCAGAGAUGUCAAGUUCAACGCUGGCACGAAGCCAGGAAGCUUCUUCUGGGUGUUGGACCCUGUCAUGGGUGACAACGGCAAGCUCUACAUUCCAGAGGACGAAGUACCUGAAUACAAGGCACUGCUGCGCGAGGCAGACCUGAUCCUGCCCAACCAGUUCGAGGCAGAGGCACCUUCCAAGCCCGUGUCCACUUCAGGAUCUGGCCCACACACCCCAUCCGAAGCACAGUCACUUGAUGCCUCGACCUCGCAUCCUUCAACAUGGCCAACAUCAUUAUCGUCCGAACAGUCACAAAACCCAGAGAUAAACCUCGAAGAGGUGGAGAAUUUGACCAUUAUUGGCUCAACCGCGACGUCCGAUUACAAGCCCCGCCUGUUUAGGAUAGAUACCCCUCAAUUGCCUCUAUUCUUUUCCGGCACCGGCGACAUGUUCGCCGCCCUCACGGUCCCGCGCCUUAUCGAAGCCGUACAAGCCACGCCAGAACUCUCCUCCAAACCCAGUUGGCGCUCGCCAGACGACGUCCCCGCCGAAGAACUCCCUCUCGCCAAAGCAGCCCAGAAAGUACUCGCAUCGAUGCAAGCAAUUCUCACCAAGACAACGGAAACAUGCCAGGAGAAGAUGAAAUCGUACGACACGCGCGCAGCAAAAGAAGGACGAGGCGAGGGCGACGAGGCGGACGAGGAAGUGGCGAAGAAGAGACAUCUCGCACUUACGAAUGCGAGCGAAGUCAAGGUCGUGCGGUAUGUCAAGGAGUUGCUCAACCCGCCUAAUCUGGAGCGUUUCAAGCCAAAAGCUGUGCCCGAGGGAGCAAAGGUUCCGGACCAUGUUGGAGAGAGGCAGGCGGAUGAAUUGAAAGUGCUGCAUUUGGGCGUUGGGCCGAAGGGCGAGGGUGCGGUCCAGGUGCAGGAGGGAGAGACGACGGAUAAGACGCUGAAAGGUGGUUUGGAGGGUGAGGUUGAGACGGACUUGAAGGAGAGCGGGUUGAAGGAUGUUGAGCCAAAUGUGUUGGAGUCGAAAGAGGCGGAAAAAUUCAGGGGAGAAUCAUCGAAGGAGAAGCCAUAG
This is a messenger RNA of Parastagonospora nodorum SN15, 1290 nucleotides long. RefSeq lists its product as hypothetical. Gene Ontology annotation, cellular component: cytosol. Gene Ontology annotation, biological process: pyridoxal 5'-phosphate salvage. The record is from RefSeq and is a predicted model, not a curated record. Lineage: Eukaryota; Fungi; Ascomycota; Dothideomycetes; Pleosporales; Phaeosphaeriaceae. Gene Ontology annotation, molecular function: pyridoxal kinase activity. The transcript is spliced from 4 exons. Bases 1 to 1290 code for a protein of 429 amino acids.